Alnus glutinosa is the source of this 1407-nucleotide messenger RNA. RefSeq names its product transcription factor bHLH71. Gene Ontology annotation, biological process: regulation of transcription by RNA polymerase II. The transcript has 3 exons. The coding region runs from base 132 to 1034 and encodes 300 amino acids. The record is from RefSeq and is a predicted model, not a curated record. Gene Ontology annotation, molecular function: RNA polymerase II cis-regulatory region sequence-specific DNA binding; protein dimerization activity; DNA-binding transcription factor activity, RNA polymerase II-specific. Lineage: Eukaryota; Viridiplantae; Streptophyta; Magnoliopsida; Fagales; Betulaceae.
CCUCUCUCUCCCUCUCCCUCUCUCCCCUAAAAAGUUCAAGUGCUAUAAAAUGAUUGUUGUGUUUGAAUAUUGGGAAUAACUAGCUAUUUCAAGGGGAAGAGGGAGGAAAUUAGGUAAACAGUUCGAUAAAAAUGGCUUUAGAAGCUCUUUCUUCCAACGAGCUUUUCAACUUCAUAAUCUACGACACGAUCUCUGCAACCCCAUAUAGCAGCCACGACUCUUCAGAGAACACUACUUUCUUACUAGAGAAUGCAAUGAAACCUCAAAAUCAAGGUGGUGUUUUGGACAAGUCUGCACUGGUGAGUACCCCAAAACGCAGCUCCGGCAGGUCAGAGGUUGUCGACCGGAGGCAGAAUUUGGCGGUUCAAGCUGGGAGGAAGAAGAGGAGAAGAAAGCCAAGGGUAUGCAAGAACAAGGAAGAAGCUGAGACGCAAAGGAUGACGCAUAUUGCUGUCGAAAGAAACCGCCGGAAACAGAUGAAUGAGCACCUCCAAGUCUUGCGCUCCCUCAUGCCUGAAUCCUAUGCCCAAAGGGGUGACCAGGCCUCCAUAGUAGGUGGAGCAAUAGAAUUUGUGAAGGAGCUUGAGCACCUCCUGCAGUCCCUUGAAGCUCAGAAACUCCAACUACUAGAGCCAGCUGAGGAGACGACCACAAGCUCCAAGUUGAUGAUGGCACCACCAUUUGCACAGUUUUUUGUGUAUCCACAGUACACCUGGUCUCAGAUCCCCAACAAGUAUACAUCAAAGACUAAGGCUGCCAUAGCGGAUAUCGAGGUUACUUUGAUUGAAACCCAUGCAAACCUUCGCAUUCUGUCGCGACGAAGCCCUAGACAUCUCUCAAAGAUUGUUGUCGGUUUUCAGGCACUCCAUCUCUCCAUCCUUCACCUCAAUGUGACCACCAUGGACCCGUUGGUUCUCUACUCCAUCAGUGCCAAGGUUGAAGAAGGGUGCCAACUCACAUCAGUAGAUGACAUAGCAGCAGCAGCUCACCACAUGCUUAGAAUAAUUGAUGAUGAAGCAGCUGCCUUAUGUUGAUGGGAGAAAAUAUCCCAUCUUCCCCCAUAUACCCUUGGAGUUAAGGUGGGAUCACAGAAAUGCCAUCCUCUUUUUGCUUGUCCUUGUCUGAUCAGUCAUCAGUGUAUGUAGCUAAUUAAAGUCUUGUCAUAUAUAUAUAGGCCGUGUGUUUUUUCUUUUCUUUUUUAAUUCCCUCAGUUAGAGCUUUUGUAUGUAGCAUGGUUUUCACCAAAAAUCACCUAGGAAAAUAAAAAAGAAAAAAAAGAAAAAAAGAAAAGAAAAUCAGAACUAGGGUUUAAUCGGCUUCUUGGGGCCCAGCCCAUAUGCUGACAAGGACUUGGUUUGUAUCAUUGGAAGAGUUCUAAUUUGAUUCAAGGUGGUUAAUUGUUUUCCA